Molecule: messenger RNA, 1302 nt
Organism: Lactuca virosa
Lineage: Eukaryota; Viridiplantae; Streptophyta; Magnoliopsida; Asterales; Asteraceae
Source: the annotation of a GenBank genome assembly
AUGCCCGAAAAAUGGAUCGGGCCUGUGGUAACCACCAGUCUCAAAGAGUUAUCCCUCUCAUUCCUCCUUUACGGUGCCCCGUUUACAUUUCCAGAUGAGAUACUCUCGUCGGGUGAAAACCUGACUAAGAUAGAAGUUUUCUCCCCGCUUAGGCGCCAUCCUGUUGUUUGGAUGACAACGAUUACUCCUGUGAUCAACUGUGUGUCCCUACGAGAACUUGAAUUGUUUGGUGUGCGUAUAGGUGAAGAGGCACUCAAUCACAUAUUGUCGUCUUGUAGCUUGCUUGAGACGUUUGUGCUUAUAGAUUCUUGCAAGGGGCUCAAAACCAUCAAGGUUAAAAACCUCCCGUGUCUUUAUGAAUUGACAAUAUCCUCAGAAUAUGAUGAUUAUGAUGGAUAUACUGCUUUGGAAAUCAGUCAUGUCCCAAAUCUUGGCGUGUUUAGCUGCAAUCUAAAUAUAUCUUUUCCAUUCAACGAUUCAAUAUCAUUAGGAAGCAGCAUGACAAAGUUAAGGCUAGGUGGUUAUGGUAUGGAAAGAAGCAACGCGUGUCUGAACAUGAUUGAAUCGGGAUUUCCUUUUCUCGAGAGUUUGACACUUGAUGAUAUGACAUCUUGGAAGUCGGAAAGCUUCCAUUUCACAUGUGCUUCCAUCAAGAGAUUGACCCUAAAGUCAUGCUAUCGCAUACUUACAGACGUACAAGUUCAUGCUCCAAAAUUACAAUUUUUCUGGUUCGAUGGGACCGCAUUGCCUACUCUCUUGUUUCCUGUCUCUAGUACUCUCUUCAAGCAAAUCAUUUCACUCAAUCCAAAACUUCCUGUUGAUGUGUAUUUUUUUCUUAAGAUGAGGGAAGCACUCACGUUAACGCGCAAGUGCGACAUUUAUAUAACAACUUACAACUAUACUACUAUGUUGCCAUUGGAAAUCGACAUGGAUGAUCUAAGAACAAGGCUCCUCAUGUUUCCUCCUGCUAUGAACGUGCAACAUCUGUGGUUUGGAACAGUAAACGAUGAAUGCUUGUGGGAACGAUCCCCAUUUUUUGAUGCAUUUUUUGAGAUUUGCCAUCCCAAGUAUGUAUACGCAAAGCCAGACAUGCACUUGAGACACAACAAUCACUUUUGCAGAGUCAUGCUGAGGGAGGUCUUGGAGAAGAAGACCGGAACAGGAACCCCGUAUUGGCCUCAUUACCUGGAACAUGUUCGAAUAAGAAGGGAUCGUUAUCAAAAGUGGGAAACCCUAACAAAUUCCCACAGAAGCCUUCUGGCUUCUAGUGUCUACAUGAACUUCAAUCUAAAGUGGCGUUAG